AUGACUUCUUUGGAUAUCGCCAUGACUGUCGAAGCCGCAGCAGCUUCGGGGGUUUGCGCGCUGCAGCUCCUCCAGGAUCUGGCGGAGAAGGCCACGGCAUUAGCAGCAGCAGGAACCCUCAGCAGCAAAGAGCAGCUUUGGAUUCUCUCGGGUUUUUCCCGCAUAGGGUGGGAAGGGGCUUCGUCGCUUGCUGCUGCUGCUCCUUUCCUCGUAGCUGCCUCGAGAAUAUCCAGCUGUCAAGACACCGCAACGCAGCAACUGCUGCAGCUCGCUGCUGCUGCAGUGCGUGACUGGCCCACUUCUUCGCAGCAGCAGCAGCAGCAGCAGCAGCGAACACGGCAGGAAGAGCAAGAGGAGCAGCCGCAGCAGCAACAACCACAGCAGCAAGAGCAGCAGCAGGAGCAGCAGCAGGAGCAGCAGCAGGUACAGCAGCAGCAGCAGCACCAGCAGCAGCAGCAGCGAACACGGCAGGAAGAGCAAGAGGAGCAGCCGCAGCAGCAACAACCACAGCAGCAGGAGCAGCAGCAGGAGCAGCAGCUCCUCGUCGAGCAGGAGCAGCAGCAGGUACAGCAGCAGCACCACCAGCAGCAGCAGCAGCGAACACGGCAGGAAGAGCAAGAGGAGCAGCCGCAGCAGCAACAACCACAGCAGCAGGAGCAGCAGCAGGAGCAGCAGCAGGAGCAGCAGCAGGUACAGCAGCAGCAGCAGCAGCAGCGAACACGGCAGGAAGAGCAAGAGGAGCAGCGGCAGCAGCAACAACCACAGCAGCAGGAGCAGCAGGAGGAGCAGCAGCAGGUGCAGCAGCAGCAGCAGCAGCAGCGACAAGGGCAGGAGGAGCAGCGGCAGCAACAACAACCACAGCAGCAGAAGCAACAGCAGCAACAAAAAGAACAGCAGCAGAAGCAGCAGCAGCAGCAGCAGGACAGCAGCUGCACUGCAGCACAUUUCUCUGCUGCUGACUUGGCUGCGCUUCCAUUUCGGGUGUAUCUGCAGCUCGUGAUAGCGCUAGCCCAAGCGCAGCAGCAGCAAAAAGUUAAAAUUGAACAUUUCUUUUUGCUGCUGCGCCACAACCUCGAGAGCUGCAGCUCCAAGGACUGGAACGAGCUGCACCGCCUGGCGGGCCUUUUGAACAUUCAGCAGCACCCAGAAUGGCUGGCCCUGACUGCUGCUGCUGCAGGCCGUAUUCACCGCUUGCUGCAGCAGCAGCAGCAGCAGCGGGCGCAGCAGCAGCAGCAGCACGGGAAGGCAGCAGGCAGCAGCAGCAGGGGCAUCACCAGCAGCAGCGGAGUCGAGCACGAGCUGGACGCUAAGGACUUCCUUGAGAGUUUGCGGAUGCGCUUUGGGCCCCCGAGCAACUGGGGCCAUCUCCCAUCAAGAAAGCACUGA
Messenger RNA from Eimeria necatrix, 1386 nucleotides. RefSeq lists its product as hypothetical. NCBI's taxonomy places the organism in Eukaryota, Apicomplexa, Conoidasida, Eucoccidiorida, Eimeriidae. Bases 1 to 1386 code for a protein of 461 amino acids. The record is from RefSeq and is a predicted model, not a curated record. The transcript has 6 exons.